This is a messenger RNA of Gadus chalcogrammus (walleye pollock), 10380 nucleotides long. RefSeq names its product A-kinase anchor protein 13-like. Lineage: Eukaryota; Metazoa; Chordata; Actinopteri; Gadiformes; Gadidae. Gene Ontology annotation, cellular component: actin cytoskeleton; membrane. The record is from RefSeq and is a predicted model, not a curated record. Gene Ontology annotation, biological process: positive regulation of canonical NF-kappaB signal transduction; regulation of Rho protein signal transduction; adrenergic receptor signaling pathway. The transcript is spliced from 35 exons. The coding region runs from base 261 to 6824 and encodes 2187 amino acids. Gene Ontology annotation, molecular function: MAP kinase scaffold activity; guanyl-nucleotide exchange factor activity.
GGAACCCGCAGCAGCAACUUCCAGGGAAGUCGCGCUGCAUUUGUCCCCUGGCUGAACCGAGGCGCGGAGUUGGAAACAGAGGGGACCCCCUCAUCGCCGGUCAUAAUCGGAGUUUGGGACACCCUUUUGAGUGACAGCCGCAGCGAAGGGUUUGACUUGAGACGGAGGCGAGACCGGUUGAGGUAGUCCCGUCGACACCGCACCGGGAUAGAGGAUAUGCGCUCUAAAGCUGCUGGCAGGACACUGAGCGCCACGGAAACAUGAAACUCCAUCCACAACAAGCGCCUUUGUAUGGCCAGUGUCUGAUUACAGUACGGCUGAACGAGGAAGAGGAGGGGGAGGAAGAUGUGGAGUACUUCCUGCUGUUUGCAGGCAGCACCCAGAGGCACCUCAGCAGCACCCUGAGGACCAGCCGGGACACACUGCAGGCACUGUGUCCGGCUCAUGACUGCAGUGAGACAGUUCAGAUCAGUCUGUGUUCUGUGGGGCCGACCGUGGCCGGGGCCCCCGAGGGCCAGGGGUCCAGUGCGGGCUGCGUGACCCAGCUGACACAACAAUCUUUCUGCUUCGUCCAGGACCAAGCCUUCGAUAUCGCCCAGUUCCUGGUCAGCGCCGCAGGGCGGGCGGACAGCCUGGAGGGGGCGCUGCAGCUGGACGAGUGCCAGAUCCCUGUGGAGGCGUGGGAGCGUCUGGACCAGGGCCUGGAACACGCCCUCCAGCACCUGACGCUGCCCCCUGGGUGGAGCCUUCUGGGGGGGCGGGACAGGGGCGGAGCCGAGCUUGUGCCUCAGGAGACCCUUCUCCACUUUGCGGCGCGGCGAGGUCUCGCCCGGCUGGCUGACUUCCUAUUGGAGCAGCCUGCGGCGGGAGAAGCCCUGCGAUUGGAUAACAGGCAGGGCCACACCCCCGCCGAAUUAGCAGCGCUACGGGGACACACACACCUGUCUGGCAUCCUCACCCGGGCCACGACGGAGGAACGCGGCGAGAGAGUGACGGAGAGAGGGACGGACGGAGGGACGGACGGAGGGGUUGCACUGGAUGCCAGGGUGGUGUGUCACCUCCCUGACCUGAACACACACACCCUGACGGUGGACACACGCCCGGGCCGCGAGCCCCCCACUCUUCAGCACGCCGUGAAGCUGCAUCGCUACUGGAGCUGUCGUCUGCAGGCAGAGGGCGUUUCCUCUCUGAAGCUCCAGUCAGACUGGCGGUGGACGCAACCGGGUUCCGUCGACAGGGGAGACGCAGAACCGACCGGCCGCAAGGACCCAGAGGAGGAGGAGGAGGAGGAGGAGGAGGAGGAGGAGGAGGAGGAGGAGGAAGGAGACAGAGAUCCAGAAGGCUCCCCAGAACAACCGACCCUGGGCCCCGGGACCGACCACAGAGGGAGUGACGGGAGGGUAGAGCCACAGGACGGGAGUGAAGACAGCGGAGAGGAGGAGACAGAAGAGAGAGAGGAGAGAGAGGAGAGAGAGGAGAGACAAGCAGAGGGGAGAGAGGAGAGAGAGGAGAGACAAACAGAGGGGAGAGAGGAGGAAGAGGAGAGACAAACAGAGGAGAGAGAGGAGAGACAAGCAGAGGGGAGAGAGGAAGAAGAGGAGAGACAAGCAGAGGGGAGAGAGGAGACAGAGGAGAGACAAACAGAGGGGAUAGAGGAGGAAGAGGAGAGACAAACAGAGGGGAGAGAGGAGGAAGAGGAGAGACAAACAGAGGGGAGAGAGGAAGAAGAGGAGAGACAAGCAGAGGGGAGAGAGGAGACAGAGGAGAGACAAACAGAGGGGAGAGAGGAGACAGAGGAGAGACAAGCAGAGGGGAGAGAGGAGGAAGAGGAGAGACAAGCAGAGGGGAGAGAGGAAGAAGAGGAGAGACAAGCAGAGGGGAGAGAGGAGAGACAAACAGAGGGGAGAGAGGAGGAAGAGGAGAGACAAGCAGAGGGGAGAGAGGAGGAAGAGGAGAGACAAACAGAGGGGAGAGAGGAGGAAGAGGAGAGACAAACAGAGGAGACAGAGGAGAGACAAACAGAGGGGAGAGAGGAGAGACAAACAGAGGGGAGAGAGGAGAGAAGGGAGAGGGGAGCUAGUGUGGGUGAGGGCACCCGGGGGGAGGCCGGUUCUCCCCCAGUGGCAGAGGGAGGUGAGAGAGAGCCGGACCCCGAGGGCAGGGCCACAGGGACAGACAGCGGAGGGCGCAGGACAGACAUGGGAGUCAACCUGUCCUCCCAGUCCUCCGUCACCUCGGACAGCGCCGAGCUCCCCGAGGAGGAAGGGCGGCCCGAGGAAGAGGAAGAGGGAUCGGGCGGCGAUAAGAGGACGAUCGGAGGCCGUGUUGUCAUGCUGGAAGUGACGUCAGAGGGUUUGAUAGGGCCGUCGAUGGAAACACUCACGCCGCAACAAAAGCAGGAAACAGCUGCUGCUGCUGCCGGGGGCUCCUCCUGUGCAGAAGAAGGACCCCCUCUCAGCCACUCGUCUCCAGAUAGAGGAGUCGCUGACACACCAGAUGCCCGCCCAGAUCCCGAGCACGGAGGACAUCUUCACAGCAUCGGCGGGGCCCUGAGAGAGGGCGGCAAGAACCGGCAAGGAGCGAGAGAGGAGGAGGAGGAGGAGGAGACGCGAGGAGUAGAGGAAGAGGAGGAGACGCGAGAAGUAGAGGAGGAGGAGGCGCGUGGAGCGGAGACAGCUGCCGGCGGUGAAGAGGCACGCCCAGCGCCGGAUCCCGAGCCGACCACACGCACCCCCUUCACACCCCCCGUGUGCCCGGAGACCCCCGGAUCCACCGAGCGGGAGCAGAACCCGGGAACCCAACCGGUUCCCCUCACGAUCCGGGAGGAAGAGGAGCGCGGGGAAGCGGACGAGGCUCCGGCCCGCCAGGAGAUGAAGACGGACGCGGCGGCGUCGGCCGGCGGUGGGGAGACCUCCGACGCGUCCGCCUCGUCCCCACGUGGAACCACAGAGAACCCGGCUCCAGAUCCCGCUUGGGAGGAACGGACGGAGAUCACGGAGGGCGGCGAGGUUCUAAGGCAGGAAGAACCGACCGAGAGCCGUGGGUCAGACAGUGGUUCCGACCCUAGCAGUGCGGACCCUAGCAGUGCGGACCCUAGCAGUGCGGACCCUAGCAGUGCGGACCCUAGCAGUGCGGACCCUAGCGGUUCUGACCCCAGCGGUUCUGACCCCAGCGGCUCCGACGCCAGCGGCCAGCAGAACGCGGCGGAGGGGUCAGAGGUCAGGGAUCAAGGAGAAGGCGUCAGGACGUCGUUAGACCGGGAGAACCCUGGAGCCUUUGAGCUGGGGGAGAGGAGUGAGGACACGGUGGAUACCGGUGGGUCUUCGUCAGAACGCCUGCGGGAGUCUCCAACCGCUGAGGAGACGUUUGGGACGGCUGCCAUGGUUCCCAGUGCCCCCCCCUCCACCCCCGACUCAGAAUCUGCCAAGUGUGAGGACGAGGAAAACCGUCCCGAGUCUAAACAAGAAGGCAGUCCAACGCAUCGGGCUGAUGUUUCCACGAUCCACAGAGACGUUGAGACGACCUGUGAGCCCGUCCACAGCUCCUCCCGACCGCGGACCGUGAGCCAGCCUGCUGCCGGCUCCUCCCCCUCUCCGAGCAGCAGGAGCGUGGGCGCGUGUAGUGACUCGGUCAGCGACACGGACAGUUCUCCAGGAGUCGAGACGGGAAAUGACAACGUCUUCAUUAAGGGUGAGGAGGUGUUGACGGGAGGCGACAGCACAAGUGAGGUCUCCCUGUCGUCGGGGGACGACCCGUCCAGCAGCCCGGACAGCCGCCAGGAGGCCGAGGCCCCCGGAGACGGCCACUGGGGCCCCCAGGAGCCGGGCCCCGCGGGACCCCCCGGGGAGGCGGACGACGAGGCCCAGGACCGGGUGACAGAGGUGCUGCUGCGCCCCGGGAGACGCUCGCUGUCCCCGCCACGCCGCCACAGCUGGGGGCCCGGGAGGAACGCCGCGGGGCCCGGGAGCAGCAGCGGGGCCGACGGGGACAUGAACCACAGGAGCUACAGCUUGGAGGUCCUCAGCGGAGAGGGCGGGGGGCCAGGCGGGGCCUCAGCGCGGGGGCCCGGCCCCCUGUCCCCGCCCCCCAGGAGCUGGCAGGAGGGGGCGGAGGGAGGGGCCCGCGUCCCCCUCCGCAGGGAGCAGGGCGGCCACCGAAGAUUAUCAGAGGAGAAGUAUAAGUAUAUCCGGCCGCUGAGACACAGCUGUCCCCCCAUGAACCUCCCCCUCACCAAGUCGGUGUCCAUGAUGGCCCUGAGCCAGAGAGACCUCGACGUACGCCUGCGAGAAAAGAGGCGCAUAUCUUUCUCUUUCAACCUCUCCCCUAUCCUCAACAAGUCCAAACCUCUCUUUCUGUACGGGGAGACCUCCUCUAGUGACGAUGAGGAUAACCUGAGUAUGAGGCCAUUUUCCAGUGGUUCUUGCUCACUGGCCUACAGUAUCUCAGAGGAGGACACCGGUUCUCUGCGGAGCGACAGCGAGGGUCGCAGCGGGAACAGAGUGGGCCGGACCUUCAGCUACCUGAAAAACAAGAUGACCAGGAAGAGCCGGGAGAAAGAGAAGAAGACGCUGAACGGUCAUGUUUUCAGUCCGUCGUCUUCCCCGCAGGCGACGCUCUGCGUCAUCUGUAGCAAAGCCCUCAGCGCCAAAGACUUCUUCACCUGCUCACAGUGUAAUGCUUCUGUCCAUAAAGGCUGCUCAGAGAGUCUGCCGCCUUGCCUCCGUGUCAAGAUAAAGAGCAACAGCCACAGCAAACAGCAGAAGCAACAGUUAGUCUUCCCAGAUUCUGCUUCUUUCCCUGUGGUCCCACUGAGGAACAGAGCACCCGGAAUGAGGGACCGACCAUGGUCGGCCAUCUUGUCGCCGGAUGAGCACCUGGGUCCGUUGUCACGGCGACCCGUCAUGCCUUUCCAUGGCAACCACCUUUCAAAGAGCCUGUCCAUCAGCAACAUUGCUGGCCCGGUGUUUGACGACAUGUCCGGCCCCAUCAAGAGUCUGCGGUACCUCUCCCAGUCCACGGACUCUCUGAGCAGAACCAAGCCCGUCACAGAGUCUCUGGAGUCGCUCAUAGACGAAGGGACAGAGAUGGAGGAGCGGCAGCUGAUGGAGGACCUGGAGGCGGAGGUGAAGGAGCUGGAGGCCGACUCCUGGACCUUCACCGUGGACCAGAGCCUCCUGGACACCCUGACCAAGGACCAGACCAAGAGGCAGGACGUCAUCUACGAGCUGAUGCAGACGGAGAUGCAUCACGUGCGGACGCUGCGCAUCAUGUCGGAGGUGUACGGCAAAGGCCUGCUGAGGGACGCCCAGCUGGAGCAGGCGGCCGUGGACAGGAUGUUCCCCGGGCUGGACGACCUGCUGGAGAUCCACACCCUCUUCCUCACCCUGCUGCUGGACAGGAGGGAGCGCAGGGCGGGGCCCGACGCCGUCGAGGGCGGGGCUGUGGUGCACCGGGUCGGAGACCUCCUGCUGGGACAGUUCUCAGGCGCCAGCGGGGAGGUGAUGAAGAGGGUCUACGGGCGCUUCUGUGGGUGUCACAACGAGGCAGUCAACUUCUACAAAGACCUCCUGAACAAAGACAAGCACUUCCAGGUGUCUGUGAAGAAAAAGAUGAGCAGCAGUGUCGUGCGAAGGCUGGGUAUCCCAGAAUGCAUUCUGCUAGUGACCCAGAGGAUCACAAAGUACCCGGUGCUGAUUCAAAGGAUCCUGCAGUACACUGACGUGGAGACGCUCCAGGACCUGGUGAACACCACGCUGGGAGGCCUGGCGCCGGUCGUCUCAGGGGGAGGCGGCGGGAGUUUACCCCGCAGGGCGGAGACCUUCAGUGGGUUCGACAGCCGCAAGAAUGCAGCCCGUGUGCAGUGCCAGUCGUUAGCAGUGGACCUGCGCCGGACGGGCUCAGACACCGUGCUGAAGAAGGGUGGGAAUGCAAAUCUGCUCAAACUGAGAAAGAAUAGUGAGCAGGUGCUCAACAGCGUGUACCAGCUGCAUCACCUGCUCAGCACGCUAAAGGCCGUGGUGGUGCAGCAGGACAGCCUCCUGGAGGACCAGAGGCAGACGCUGGGCGAGCGCUCCUCCUCCUUCUCCUUCGCCUCGUCGCGGCCCUCGUCGCGGCCCAGCUCGCUCAUCGAGCAGGAGAAGCAGCGCAGCGUGGAGAGGAGGCGGCAGGAGCUGGCGUCGCUCCACAAGGAGCAGGCGGCCCACGUGGAGGAGCGGCGGCAGCGGGAGAGGGAGUGGGACGUCCGCGAGCAGCAGCUCACCGACAGGGAGGUCGUUCUGCGCGUCCAGGAGGAGGAGGCGAACCAGCUGCGGCAGGACCUGGAGGAGGAGAACCAGGAGUUCCAGCUGAAGAAGGAGCAGUACCAGAGGGACCUGGAGCGACUCAGAGACGCCCAGAGGAAGCUGGACCGGGACCGGGAGGGGGUGCAGCGGGACCUCGACCGGCUGGCCCAGAGGACGAGCGACCCCUCCGGCAACUCGGACGACUACCUGCCCCAGCCACCAGGGGGCUCUGGUUCUUCAGAGCAGGGGGUCCCCCAGCCCUGGCCCCGGGGGGAGUCUCUGGUGCGGCCGCAGGCCCCGGCCCAGCUGCCGCCGCUGGCCCCCAGUAAGCCCAAGGGACGCAACCUGAACCCCUUCUCCUCCGGGGACGGCCAGGUCGCCGGCCGCCUCCUGCAGCUCGCCAAGAACAAGGACAAGGACAAGGAGAAGGAGAAGAAGGAGAAGGAGAAGAAGAAGAAGAAGGGGAAAGCGGGCGCAGCGCAGGGGACAGAGUCCCAGAACCUCAAUGAGGCUCAGCUGGAAGGCGAGAUUUACUUCUGUUGAGAGGAGCACAUCGCAAGGCGUCCGUGACUGGCUAACUAAUCAUCAGGACAACCGCACCCAGUCUGUCUAGCCUCCAGUCUGGCUAGCCUCCAGUUUUGUUAGCCUCCUGUCCGGCUAGUCUCAGUCUGGUUAGCCUCCAGUCAUUCUAGCCUUCAGUAUGGCUAGCCUCAAGUCAGGUUAGCCUCCAGUCUUGCUACCCUGUGGUCUGGCUAGCCUCCUGUAUGGCUGAACUCCAGUCUGGCCAACCCCAAAGGCCUGACAGUCCCAAAGAGUGCCUGAUUGGUACCACAGGUCCACUUAAUCCUAACACGGUAAACGCACAGGCCUGCUAAACUAGGAUUGGCUAGCCCCCUUUGUUGGCUAAUCCCUACGUCAUUAACCCCCAGUCCAACCCAGCACAAAGGCUACCGCCUUGUACAUCACCGAUGUACCCAAGACCCGUUAACCCUACAGGUACAGUGAAUGGAGACCACCGAGGUCCACGUCACUUAUGCAUUAGACACUCCCACACCAAACGGGCUCUGGUUGUGUUCCGGGACCGCUUCGUCCGGAACACUAGAACGGUAUGUAAGAGGUUCAUCUGAGCCCAGAGGACAAUCCCGACGCACGCGACACGUGUGACGUGGACAAAGAACUGAACCGUUCAUCCCAGCCAUCUUUUGACCAACAGAAGAAAAACAUUUUUUUGAGGAAGGUGCACCAGCGCCCUUGAGAUCAUAACCUCAUCUGACCCCAGGUAUGAGGCCGUCGUCGAAGAUGUGCUCGAAACAAACAUGACCUGCCUUUCUCCACGCAAGCUUCACCCUCAAGCACCAGGAGGCGCCGUUCAAAGUUUCUCCCUGCUUCGAGACAUUUCAUGUGGAUAGUUUCCUCUUUGCGAUCGAGUUUCUGUUCACCCUGUUUUGGGCUGUUUAGGAUUUAGCCAUCUCAGAUCUGGAGCUGCACUGGUGUCUACUAGGGCUCACUGAUACGCUCUUCCUGUGACGUUGGAAGCAAGAUCGUUUGUUUCAACUCAUUAAAAUCACUAGAGAGGCCUGAUCCUGACGGGGAGCUAGUUAAAUCAGUAUAAAAAUAACAAAAUAGACCUGUUCUUGACACAUUGAUCCACACAGUGUUGUCUCAAGAGUUCUAGAUUAAUAGAUACUGAAACAUUGUAGUUGACCGUUAACUGAUCGUAGUCCUUCACGGGUCUUCACCUGUCGUAUUCGCCAUGCUCUCAUGUGAGGAUGUUAUGAGUGACGUAGCGGUGGGCCUGGCGGGACCACGGCUCCAGCCCUGAUGGAUGGAGGGAGGACGGUUGGACCCAGAAGCAGGCAUAGGACCACUGAUGGAGAUUAAGGGGAAAGGCAUUGGGAGAUCAAAACACAAGGACUAUGGUAUAAUUCCCUUUAUUAAUGAUAUUAUUCAUAUAAUUAUUUUUUAACAAUAUUAAGGUUAUGAUCGGCAGUACAAUCCGUGUCCCAGACCACUGACCUGCUGGACGGGAAAGAUUUAGAAAAAAAAAAAAUAUAUAUAUAUACAGUAUAUAUAUAUAUAUAUGAUAGAUGCAUCUCCCUGCUCGUUGAUGACAGCGUCCUUGUGUUGGUUUUUUGAGGGGCGAGUGACAUUGGGUCACAUGGGGCAGGAGAGGGAGGGAGUGACAAUUCAAUGCUUUUAUCAAUCACACGGCCAGAGUUGAAUGAGAAGGAAUAGAUUGGAUACCUCGGCUUCACAAGAUAAAGAUAUGCUUGUACUAUAGGCUACCGUUUAUUUGUUUUAAAUUAUAUAAUAAAUGGCAAAACAUGUAAAUAUGAUUUGUGUACAAAGACACAAAAUCAAAUGUAUGAAGAUAUUUUAUUUGAUUGUACUGCCACAUUUUGUAAUAUUGAGUUAUUUAUGAUUGAUUGUCGUCCUUCAGGGGAAAUUCCAGACUUGUGUUUCUCUUAAAAUAAAGAUGUAUUAUGUACAGUUACAGCAGUUGGUCUGUUGUGGUCACUGGAUCUAAGGUACUGGAAUAGAGUGGGGUCCUUUAUUUAAAAAGGAAAGUGUUAGGAGAAAACAAUUACACAAGAGAUGUUGGCCGAUCUAAUACAGGAAGCCAAGGACAGUACACAGUCAAAAUACAACAAUUUUUAAUCGUACAAUUAUCAUUUGUUAAUAAACAAUUCAAUUUAGUAGAUUUGUUCAAUGGAAAGGAUUAUUUUCCUACAUGAUCAUUAAUAAAUUGCAUUUCUUGAGGCUGUACAUACACCACACGAGUCACGACAAGGCCUCCAGCAAUUCAUAUCCAUUUGUUGAAACAGAGAAAACACAUAUGUUAAAAAGUAUUCAAGCCAUCUUUCACAGAAAGAACAAAGUCACAUUAAAUGUCCCUUGAUUAAUCACGUCACGUGCACUUGAUUUGCACAGUUCUGAUGAGAUCAGAUAUACCCUGAUGAAGAACACAGUUAAACAUCAUAGCAUAAGACCUCUGGUUCUUAAUCUUCAAUCUGCUUAUUUUAUGAAUCAUUUCAGAUUAAUCUUGAAGAUUGAUCUUUCAAUCGCAUAUUAUCAUAAUAACAUGAGACGAAACAGUCGGAGGAAGCGCUGGGUCUGGACGAUGCCCUCUGGUGGGCUAAAAUAGCAACAACACAGAUUCUGCUCAAAAGAAGUCAUCGGCAUGCCAUGCUCAACGGCAACAGACCAUCGUCAGACAUUUCUGACUCUAGGCAAAAAUAACGUUUAGAAGUGCCCAACACACCCCUUUGGCAGUGUAGUAUAUGUGUGGGUGGCGAUUGCUGGUCCUCACGUGGUGAGAAUACUGGAAGUUGCCCGAAGGUGAAACAUAUUGAGAGGAUACAUCUCUAAUAAUAUUGAGGUUAUUGAUGUAUUCAGAGCAUGGCUGCCUUUGCAUUUGAUAAGCACCUUCUGGUUUUACAUAUAAAUGACACGCGGUGGAAACAACUUCAGACAUCAACCUUAGACACAUUUCAUUAGUGGUUUUCCCGCUUCCUCAAAUUAAUUACAAUUGUAAAAUUCACAAGUUACAAUCUUUCAUGAUAUAACAGUCCUGCAGUCAACACUGACAUCUCUACUACUUGAUUUAUUAAAUAAAUAGUGAUUUGAAAACAAAUACACAAAAAUAAACAUCUACAACAAUAAAUCUAUAGCAGCCGCACCGAUGUAAAGUUUAAACGGUAUCGACCGAGACAAGAUUGCAUGCAUGUCAGUGCUGAUUAGAACCUUAAACAAAUUCUAGUGUUAUAUCUAAACACUAUACAGCCUCUCCCAAUAGGGGUCACUGACACGGCCUACUGUACUGCCUAGUGGUUGAUCUGAGCUACAAUGGUGAUAAACUGCAACUUGGUUUGCAUUGUUGGGCAUCAAUAAAGACCCAGAAAUGGUGGUGAAUGUGUCGGAACACAUUUCACAGUAGAAUGGUCAGUCAAUCUUGAGUACGUUGACUCUUUCUCUUCCUUAUAUUUAAAAGUUUAUCAUAGUAUAUUAUAGUACAGUAUUCAGACUACACUAUAUUUAUAAUUUGACUACGUUCAGAGAAUAAAAUGACAUUCUUCCUCUCCCUUAAGUAGAAAUAUUA